AACAACUUAAUUAAAAUGGCAAACUUUGACGUUGCCAUGUUUCCGUGGUUCGCCACCGGCCACAUAGCGCCGUUCAUCCAUGUGGCCAACGAGCUUGCCGUCAGAGGCCACAGAAUUUCAAUCCUUUUGCCGAAGAAAGCUCAAAUUCUGCUCCAACAUCUCAAUCUCCACCCCAACCUCAUCACCUUCCAUACGAUCACCGUUCCCCACGUCGACGGCCUCCCUCCCGGCGUCGAGACCGCCUCCGACAUCCACCUCUCAAAAACCCACUUGCUCGCCGCCGCCAUGGACCUCACGCGCCCCCAAGUCCAUGACUUCCUCUCCGCCGCCAAGCCCCAGAUUGUCUUCUAUGAUUUUGCUCACUGGGUUCCCGACAUCACAGCUCACAUUGGUGCGAUUUCUGUUUGCUACAGCGUCGUCUCUGCGUCGUCGUUGGCGAUCGCGCUGGUUCCUGCACGUAAUGUUCCCUGCGAUAGGACGGUCACAGUGGAGGAUAUAAAGGAUCCACCACCCGGAUACCCGUCGUCAACCGUGGUUCUUCGCGGGCCUGAAGUCCGAUCAUUGCUCUUCAUUUCUCUCCCGUUCGGAGAUGGAAUAACAUUCUACGAACGGACGACGACGGCAAUGAGAAACGCCGACGUUUUGUCCAUAAGGACGUGUAGGGAAGUGGAAGGUGAAUUGUGCGACUAUAUUGCGUCUCAAUAUAAAAAGCCCUUGCUCCUAACCGGCCCGGUUUUAUCCGAACCAACCGAUACCACCCCAUUAGAAGUCCGGUGGACCGAGUGGCUAAACCGGUUCAAGCCCGGUUCGGUUGUGUUUUGUGCUUUUGGUAGCCAACAUAUUCUCAAAAAGGACCAGUUUCAAGAACUCCUCCUAGGGUUCGAGUCAACAGAUUUUCCUUUUCUCAUAGCCCUGAAACCGCCCGUGGGAUGCGAAACCGUGGAGGAAGCAUUCCCGGUCGGGUUCGCGGAGAGAGUAAAGGGAAGAGGAAUUGUUUAUGGGGGCUGGGUUCAGCAGCCAUUGAUACUGAACCACCCUUCUGUUGGGUGUUUUGUUAACCAUUGUGGGUUUGGGUCAAUGUGGGAGGCAUUGUUGAGCAAGAACCAGAUUGUGUUGGUCCCACACUUGGGUGACCAAAUACUCAACACCAAGCUUUUGGCUAAGGAAAUCAAAGUUGCUGUGGAAGUUGAGAAGGAAUUAGAAAGUGGGUGGUUUUCAAAGGAAAGUUUGAGAAAAGCCAUAAAAUCUGUGGUGGAUGAAGAUAGUGAGGUGGGGAUUAUGGUGAGGAAAAACCAUGCAAAGUGGAGAGAUUUGUUGGGGAAACCUGGGUUCAUCAGUGGCUAUAUUGACGAGUUUGUCAAGAAUUUGGAAGAGUCGGUGCUUAAUAAAAAAUGA
Molecule: messenger RNA, 1395 nt
Organism: Morus notabilis
Lineage: Eukaryota; Viridiplantae; Streptophyta; Magnoliopsida; Rosales; Moraceae
Product: UDP-glycosyltransferase 79B6
Exons: 1
Coding region: 16-1395 (459 amino acids)
Molecular function (GO): UDP-glycosyltransferase activity
Source: RefSeq, a predicted model, not a curated record